GCCUGUCGCACCCGGGCCGCCCGGCAUGUGUGGCCGCAGGCGCCCGACGCCGCCGCUGUCCCCCGGCUGAGCCGCGCCCGGGACCGUGCGUGCGCCAGUGUGCGCGCGAGUGUGUGUGUGUCCGCGCGGGUGAGCGCAGCGCCGGCCCAGAGCCUCUCUUGCUCGCUUCUCCGGGCCGCGGUGCAUGUUCGCCUCCUGUCACUGUGUGCCGAGAGGCAGGAGGACCAUGAAAAUGAUCCACUUUCGGAGCUCCAGCAUCAAAUCACUCAGCCAGGAGAUGAAAUGCACCAUACGGCUGCUGGACGACUCGGAGAUCUCCUGCCACAUCCAGAGGGAAACCAAAGGGCAGUUUCUCAUUGACCACAUCUGCAACUACUAUAGCUUGCUGGAGAAGGACUACUUUGGCAUUCGCUACGUGGACCCAGAGAAGCAGCGGCACUGGCUUGAACCUAACAAGGCCAUCUCCAAGCAAAUGAAAUCUCAUCCACCAUACACCAUGUGCUUUAGAGUGAAAUUCUACCCACAUGAACCCUUGAAGAUUAAAGAAGAGCUCACAAGGUAUCUUUUGUAUCUGCAAAUUAAACGAGAUAUUUUCCAUGGUCGACUGCUGUGCUCCUUUUCAGAUGCUGCCUACCUGGGUGCUUGCAUCGUUCAAGCUGAGCUCGGUGAUUACGAUCCUGAUGAACAUCCUGAGAAUUAUAUCAGCGAGUUUGAGAUUUUCCCCAAGCAGUCACAGAAACUGGAGAGAAAAAUAAUGGAAAUUCAUAAAAAUGAACUCAGAGGCCAGAGCCCACCGGUUGCUGAAUUUAAUUUACUCCUGAAAGCUCACGUGUUGGAAACGUAUGGGGUGGAUCCCCACCCAUGUAAGGAUUCAACAGGUACAACAACAUUUUUAGGAUUCACCGCUGCAGGCUUUGUGGUAUUCCAGGGAAAUAAGAGAAUCCAUUUGAUAAAAUGGCCGGAUGUCUGCAAAUUGAAGUUUGAAGGGAAGACAUUUUAUGUGAUUGGCACCCAGAAGGAGAAAAAAGCCAUGUUGGCAUUUCAUACUUCAACACCAGCUGCCUGCAAACAUCUUUGGAAGUGUGGGGUGGAGAACCAGGCCUUUUAUAAGUAUGCAAAAUCCAGUCAAAUCAAGACCAUGUCAAGCAGCAAGAUAUUUUUUAAAGGAAGUAGAUUUCGAUAUAGUGGUAAAGUUGCCAAAGAGGUGGUGGAGGCAAGCUCCAAAAUCCAGAGGGAGCCCCCUGAGGUGCACAGAACCAACAUUACUCAGAGCCGCAGUUCCCACUCCUUGAACAAACAGCUCAUCAUUAACAUGGAGCCCCUGCAGCCCCUGCUGCCUUCCCCCUGUGAGCAGGAAGAGGAGCUUCCUCUGGAUGAGGGUGUCCCAUUGCCUAAAGAGGAUGACAUUUCUGCCCCCUUGAUCUCCAGCUCACCAGUGAAGGAAGCCCAGGAGUUCGAAGAUCCCCCAAGUGAAGAGGAAGAUAAAAUAAAAGAAGAGCCCUUAACCAUCUCUGAACUGGCGUACAACCCAAGCGCCAGCCUGCUUCCCACCCCGGUUGACGACGAUGAGAUCGACAUGCUCUUUGACUGUCCAUCUAGGCUUGAGUUAGACAGAGGAGAAAUGGAUUCGUUUGAGGAUCUGGAAGCAGAUGAGAACGCCUUUUUGAUCGCAGAGGAAGAGGAGCUGAAGGAGGCUCGCCGAGCUUUGUCGUGGAGCUAUGACAUGCUGACUGGCCAUUUCCGGGUGAACCCACUGGUCAAGAGUUUCUCCAGGCUCCUUGUGGUGGGCCUGGGACUGCUGCUCUUUGUUUUCCCCCUGCUCCUCCUCCUUCUGGAGUCAGGUAUCGAUCUCUCCUUCUUAUGCGAAAUUCGCCAGACACCAGAGUUUGAGCAGUUUCACUAUGAAUAUUACUGUCCUCUCAAGGAGUGGGUAGCCGGGAAAGUAAACCUCAUUCUCUACAUGCUGGGCUGCUCGUAAUGUCAGUAUCUCCUGCGACUAAGGGCUAUAUUCAAUACUAGUGAUUUUUUUUUUCCAGUAAAUGCCUGGUUCUCAAAAUGGUCAUGGGCCAUGGACAGGUAUUCCUUAUUCAUAACUGAUUAUUCCAACCCUUAGGUUAGCUUUCCAUAAUUCACUGCACUUAAAUAAGUUUAAAUCAAAUACAAUUAUUUUAGUUAUGGGUCAGGAAGAUGGCCUUUAAAUAACCAAAAAUACAUUUAUUUUUUAUUAUAGUGUAGACCAAUGGUUUAUCUGUUAUAUCAUAACAUAUAACAUACUGGGCUGGAUUGGAUUUUCCUUCCUUUUAAUAGUUGGAACCAUCACAAGCUAUGAGGUCCAGAUUUGGAAUUUUGGUAAAAACCCAAGGGAGAGUUUUUGAAUAUAAUCCUUAGUGGAAACAAUGUCCUCUAACCAAUGCCUAUACAACUAAAUUUACGCUGGGUUUUUGUUUUUGUUUUUUUUAAAAAUAUUUUUAUGUGUUCAAAAUAUUUUGGUAAAUUUUUAACAAAAAAGAAGCCUCCUGGAGUUAUUUAAGUGUAAAGAUUGUAAGACUAAUGCAAAAAUGGCAUGUUGGGAAUUUUUUACUGUUUUGGCACUGUUUGUUUUAAAAAAAUGUUUUCAGCAGAACAACCCCAUAGUUUGUUAUACCUGCAAAUGAGAUAGAAAACAGAUAAAAAGACACUGCAGUAAGUAAGCUCCUAAAACAUGACGGAAAUGGAGGAUGUAGAAACUGAGAGUGUCCAGUGGAUACAGGUGGUUCAUUUUGUAAAGUAUUUGGGCAGGAUGACUUGUCGCUUUAAUUUGCAUUCCGUCCAUAUAUUUUGGCUGAGGAAGCAGAAAGCUUUUAAAGGAAAGUGAAACUUAAAAGGAAAAUGGUAAAAUAUGUGCCAGUUGAUUGCAUAUUAUUGUACAUUAAUCCAAGAGUGGAAGCAAAUUGGAAUUGAACAAAUGGAAAGUAGCAAAAAAAUUUUCUAGUAAGGAUAGUAGGGAAAUGAAGAGACAGAGAGAGACAGAAUGGCUUUUUUGGUAAAAGUUGAUAAUCUUCCUAUGUUGUGGUCUUUUACCAGUUUUUUUAAGAUCUUGACUCAUUCCUAAUUGGUAUUUCCAUUGAAAAGGUGGAGAGGAAUCAUCGAAUGAUAGACCAUUUCAGUUUGGGUGAAAGAGUGAAAGACUCCCUAACCACAGUGGAGAGGACAAAUGCUCUGGUACCUUCUUUCAUGCCAUUAAAUCUGUGGAAGAAGGGUGUGAUACUGUCCCAUGCACAGUUCUUACCAGCGAGAAAGAAAAGAGUAUGUAGCUUAGGGAAUGGAGCACAGGGAUUUUCCCAAAAUUUGAAAAUGUUCUAUUGCCUUUCUUUACAGAGAGGUUGGGUUACCUGUAAUCUCUCCCUCACUCUAAUGACACUCCAAUCUAUCAUCAGUAUUAUUUCCAAAUGGGGCAUUCCAAUCCUACUUGUCCAGUGGAGUGCUGAAUGCUUUAUUAGAGAUUUAAUUUUGAAAAUAAGCUUUGAACGUCAGCCCAUGAAGCCUUCAGUUGAGCAAACUAAUACAAAUUUGCUGUUAAGUUUGCAGAGUGUUAUUUCUCAUAUACUUUCAGUGAUUUAUUUUGCACUAUUGAAUAAAGAAUGUCUAAGACCUGACAUUUGAUACCAAUAUAAAAAUACAUUUUCUGUGGUUGGAACCUGCAACAAUUUGUUUAUUUUUGAAAGUUUGCAAAUGGCCAGCUUUGAAACUGAAGGUUCUAUUUUUCCCUUCUUUUAAAAUAAGGCUUCUAAGUCAUACUUUCUUACAUAAGGGUACUUCAGCAUAGUCUACACAACAGUAGCCCCGUUUAAUAUACUUUGUAUUAUUUUCUUUGACGUUCUAACCAUGACAAAUCAUCUAGCCUUCACACUUUAAAAAUGAUAUUAAGUAAUGUUUUAUUAAUUUUGGAAGUAAUAUAUUGCCUAUUGUAAAAUUUUUGGAAAAUAUCAACAGGAUAAAUAUCACAUGUAAUUCAACCAUGCAGAUUUAUAUUAAGGCAUAAUAAAUAUAUUAUUUUAACAUUUCCAGUGAACAUCUCUUUUCUCAUAGGCAGAAACUUCAUAGUUGAAUAGAAAUGUUUUGAAAUGAAGGAGUCGAACAGAGUAGGGUCUACUGAAUUUAAGCCACCUAAAGUGAAAGUAGGAUUCUGAAAUGACGUUUGGUCAGAAUAGAGUCAGAGCCUUUUAGAAACAUGCAUUUAAAUUUCCUUAGAAGAAGUCACCAGUUGCCUGAAUCAAAUGAAGAAAAGACUGUUUCCAAAGAUGGACAGUAUAUAAUACAGUGAGACUGAGAGAUCAAAGCAAGUGUGUGAGUGUAUGUAUAUUCCCUACUAUUGCUAUAUGUGUGUUUAUAUAUGAAUCUAUGUAUAUGUGUGCAUUUGUGUGCACAUAACUGAUACGUCUUUCACAAACAUAGUGCUGUUUAUUUUGUCCUAAUAGAGGAAUUUGUGACAUGCUAUUUCUCCUUUUUCUCUCUCAGUUAUCCUGGUGUGUGAAACCUGCAGCCUCAAAGGUUUAAAUUUUCCAUGAAAACCACUGUAUGUACAUUUGUGGUUAUAUAUACACACAUAUAUGGCAAAUACAUAUGCACACACAGUCUUGUCUUUAGUGCUAAUGCAAAUUGGAUCAUGAAAAAAAGUAGGUAAAGUAUCGUGUGUUUCUGUUUGUACUUGGAAAAUAUUGUAAAAUGUUAUGUAUUUGGAAUAUAUUUUGUGGUCUGUCUAAUAUUUAUAAAUAGAACUCUGGGAAAGAUUCAAAAUGAGUUGAUUUCAUUGAAAUACUAAAGAUAUGGGGCCAUGUUACCUGUGAUUGGAGCCUUAUCUUUGUAUAGUGAAAUUUGCAUUUCUGUGUCAACAUCCAGAUUGUUUUAUAUGUUAAUAUGGUGGCAGGAAUCCCUAAUAAAAGUACU
This is a messenger RNA of Choloepus didactylus (southern two-toed sloth), 4926 nucleotides long. It is a transcript of the gene FRMD3, whose product is annotated as FERM domain containing 3. Gene Ontology annotation, cellular component: cytoskeleton. The transcript has 14 exons. The coding region runs from base 185 to 1978 and encodes 597 amino acids. Lineage: Eukaryota; Metazoa; Chordata; Mammalia; Pilosa; Megalonychidae. The record is from RefSeq and is a predicted model, not a curated record. Gene Ontology annotation, molecular function: cytoskeletal protein binding.